Molecule: messenger RNA, 5759 nt
Organism: Megalops cyprinoides (Indo-Pacific tarpon)
Lineage: Eukaryota; Metazoa; Chordata; Actinopteri; Elopiformes; Megalopidae
Gene: mtmr4
Product: myotubularin related protein 4
Exons: 18
Coding region: 407-3961 (1184 amino acids)
Biological process (GO): regulation of autophagy; dephosphorylation
Molecular function (GO): phosphatidylinositol-3,5-bisphosphate 3-phosphatase activity; metal ion binding; protein phosphatase binding
Source: RefSeq, a predicted model, not a curated record
CCCUCUCUUUCUCUCCCUCCCUCCCUCCUUAAUUCAGGAUCCACAUCGUUCCGUGCGGUUGGGCCGGCACGUUCGCUGACGCUCUCCUGCUUUUGCACGCCCCCCCCCUUCUUCCUCCUCGCGUGCCGUGAAAGGGGGAGUUCUGUCACGGAGUACCCAGCUCAUCCAAGCACCAGCGAGGAAGGCGCCUUUUUUUUUGGGGGGGGGGUGGUCGGACAGUCAGCGUGCGCCUGCUGGGGUAGACUGUGGAGUCUGGGAGGGGGGGUGGUCGGCGGUGCGCGCGUGUGUGCAUGUGGCGGGGUGGAGGAGGGACGCACUGGUAGGGAAUGAUGGUUUUCCCGGCACUGUGUUUUCUGAUGCUCCGCUGGCUGUUGGUCUCCCCGACGCAGCCCCACCUUCCCUGAUCAUGAGCCUGGCUGUGCGCGUCUCCUGCUCUAUGCUAAACUGCUUUGGUGAGGAGGGACCCCCCAGCCUGGAGUAUAUUCAGGCGAAGGACCUUUUCCCCCAGAAGGAGCUGGUGAAGGAAGACGAGAGUCUGCAGGUGCCAUUUCCAGUUCUUCAGGGGGAAGGGGUGGAGUAUCUCGGCCGUGCUGAUGAUGCCAUCAUCGCCAUGUCUAACUACAGGCUUCACAUUAAGUUCAAGGACUCCAUUAUCAAUGUUCCUCUCCGGCUGAUCGAGAGCGUGGAGAGCAGGGACAUGUUCCAGCUGCACAUCAUCUGCAAGGACUCCAAAGUGGUCAGGUGCCACUUCUCCACCUUUAAGCAGUGCCAGGAGUGGCUGAAGAGGCUGAACAGGGCCAUUGCGCACCCGUCCCGCCUGGAGGACCUGUUUGCCCUGGCUUACCACGCCUGGUGCCUGGGGGGCAGCGCGGACGACGAGGACCAGCACGUACACCUGUGUCGUCCAGGCGAUCACGUGAGACAGAGGCUGGAAAUGGAGGUGCUGAGAAUGGGCUACGACAUGCAGAACGCUUGGAGAGUGUCUGACAUCAACAGCAACUACAAGCUGUGCUCCAGCUACCCUCAGAAGCUGCUGGUCCCAGUUUGGAUCACAGACAAAGAGCUUGAGAGCGUGGCGUCCUUCAGGUCCUGGAAGAGGAUCCCAGUGGUGGUCUACAGGCACCAGCGCAACGGCGCGGUGAUCGCGCGCUGCAGCCAGCCGGAGAUCAGCUGGUGGGGCUGGAGGAACAAGGAGGACGAGUACCUGGUCACCUCCAUCGCCAAGGCCUGCCUGCUGGACCCGGGCACCCGCUCCACCUGCAGGCCCCGCACGGAGGGAGCCGACAACUCCGACAGCGACUUCGACUCCUCUCUGACUGCCUGUCCCAGUCUGGAUGGCAGCGCCACGCCGCAGAAGCUGCUGAUCCUGGACGCCCGCUCCUACACCGCCGCCGUGGCCAACCGAGCCAAGGGAGGCGGCUGCGAGUGCGAAGAAUACUACCCCAACUGCGAGGUGAUGUUCAUGGGCAUGGCCAACAUCCACUCCAUCAGGAACAGCUUCCAAUCUCUGCGUGCCGUUUGCAGCCAGAUCCCGGACCCUGGCAACUGGCUGUCUGCUCUGGAGAGCACCCGUUGGCUCCAGCACCUGUCCGUCAUGCUGAAGGCAGCCACCCUGGUGUGUUCAGCAGUGGAGAGGGAGGGCCGGCCUGUGCUGGUGCACUGCUCGGACGGCUGGGACCGCACCCCACAGAUAGUGGCCCUGGCCAAAAUCCUGCUGGACCCCUACUACAGGACACUGGAGGGCUUUCAGGUGCUGGUGGAGACGGAGUGGCUGGACUACGGGCACAAGUUCGGGGACCGCUGCGGCCACCAGGAGAACGCGGACGACGUCAGCGAGCAGUGCCCCGUCUUCCUGCAGUGGCUGGACUGCGUGCACCAGCUGCUCAAGCAGUUCCCCUGCCUCUUUGAGUUCAACGAGGCAUUCCUGGUGAAACUGGUGCAGCACACCUACUCCUGUCUGUACGGCACCUUCCUGUGCAACAACGCCAGGGAGAGGGAGGCCCGCAACAUCUACAAGCGCACCUGCUCCGUCUGGUCCCUGCUUCGCACCGGCAACAAGAACUUCCAGAACUUUCUCUACAUCCCCAGUCACGACAUGGUCCUGCAGCCCGUGUGCCACACGCGGGCCCUGCAGCUGUGGACGGCCGUGUACCUGCCCACCUCCUCCCCCUGCACUGCUGCCGAGGACGCUGUGGAGCUCUACCUGUCCCCCUCCACUCAGGGGGAGGAGCUCACCUCCCGCUCGCUCGAUAGGCUUCCCAAGACGCGCUCGAUGGACAACCUGGUCUCUGCUUGUGAGAACGGCGUACCGCUGACUCGCACCUCCAGUGACCCCAACCUCAACAAGCACUGCCAAGAGGGCCGGCCCGCGCUCGAGCCCGUGUCUGCCGUGGGAGGGGCCGUGGCCGAGGCCGACAGCCCCGAGGAGGCCACGGUGGACACGGAAGGGGAGGGAGAGGGCCUGGAGGCGGAGACUGGCCUCCAGGAUCCACCCACAGUUUCUGAGGAGAACGGGCAGGACAGUGAGGACUAUAUUGCCCUUAAGGAGCCCUGUCUCACCACACAGCCCCUGCCCUCUGUGCUCUCACCCCCUGCCCAGGAGGGGGAUGCCUACACCUUCCAACCCAUGCCCCUCCUCCCCCAGGCCCCGCCCCUCCUCAACGGCGCCCCACUCCCACUCCCGCCCCUGUCACAGGAAGUGGAGAGGGAGUCACGGACUGCUGACAGCCCCCCCUCACUUAGUGCAGACGCCCACAUGCUCCCCAAUGGCCACACCCCUCUGCUGGGCCCCACGGAGGGCCCCUCAGUGCCCGCAACGGCCAUGGAGCUCCUCCCCCCCGCCCCACUGAUGGACAACUCCAACAAGACACACGCGGUCCCCCAGCCGAGGGCAUCUCCGCCGCACUCCAAGGGCGCGAGCACGGAGGAGGAGCCCGAGGACGAGGAGGAAGAGGAGGAAGAGGAAGCCACAGCGGAGGCAGGGCACACGGGCCACGCCCACCCAGACGGCACCAGGACGACGCGGAGGCUGAUCUCCCAGAGCCAGCUGAGCGAGUUCACCCUGCUGGGCUCCCGCUGGGAGAGCCUGGGGCUGGUGCCGUCGUCCUGCGCCGCCGAGGCGGGGCUCUGCAGGGCCCUGCAGCCGGGAUACCAGAGCCGGCGGCUGGCGGGCAAGCUGCUCCGCGCCCAGGGCAUGGCGCCCAGCGGGGCACCGUGCUGCCGCAGGGAGGGCGCCCGCCCCGCCUGCAGCCCCGUCCACUCCAGCUGGCUGUCCGCCGUCCGGAGCUCCGGCUACGCCGCCCUCAGCUGCUCGUCCCGCCAGCUCCCGCCGCCGCUGUCGCCCCCGCCCCCGGCGCCGGCCCCCGCCUACCUGGACGACGACGGGCUGCCGGUGCCCAUGGACGCGGUGCAGCAGCGGCUGCGGCAGAUCGAGGCCGGAUACAAGCAGGAGGUGGAGGUGCUGCGCAGGCAGGUGCGGCAGCUGCAGAUGAGGCUGGAGAGCAAGCAGUACUGCACCCCGCCCUCCGAGCCCGACGUCGACUACGAGGACGACAUCACAUGCCUGCGGGAGUCGGACGACAGCGAUGAGGAGGACUCGCUGUCCGACCACAGCGAGGACCGCUUCUCUGAAGGCAGCUGGGACCGCGUGGAGCGGAAGGACACAGAGGUCAGCGUGCCUGAUUGCCUCCUCCAGGUCACCCGGUGGGUCCCCGAUCACAUGGCCUCCCACUGCUUCAGCUGCGACUGUGAGUUCUGGAUAGCCAAGCGACGCCACCACUGCAGGAACUGCGGCAACGUGUUCUGCAAGGACUGCUGCCACCUGAAGCUGCCCAUCCCCGACCAGCAGCUGUACGACCCCGUGCUGGUGUGCAACUCCUGCCACGACCUGCUCCUGGAGUCCAGGACGCGCGAGAUCAGGAGCCAGCAGCUGAAGAAGCCCAUCGCCACCGCCUCCAGCUGAGGGCCUGGCCCCGCCCCCUGCCCCCGCCCUUAACAAGGUGCCACUUCUUGACACACCACUUUCAACAGACGAGCCAAGCCCCACCCACCCUACCCCCACCCCGCCCCCCUGGUCUUGGCUGCGGGUGAGGACUCAGUGUUCUUGGAGCCAAAGCUUACGGAGGGCACUGUGAGCGACGCGGAGAGACAGAGAGAGAGAGAGAGAGAGAGAGAUUAUAGAGGGAGGAAAGAGAGGGUUUUGAGGGGUUGGGUCCCGUCGACGCAACGACCCCCCCCCUCCCCACAGCGACUGUGUUUCCAGCCUUAAGGCCGCAGCGUCCUGCUGCGAUGGCCGCCGGGCUGGGCCCGCCAUCGGGAGCCGUAGGUGAGCCCACCUCUGUCCAGCGCUCAUUUCAAAGCUAUGCACCAUGAGCUGUGCAUCCUGCGACACGCCACCCAGAGACAAUCUCUCAUCCACUGAAGUGUCGGGACUCCCGGGCCUUGGAUCAGUAUAACGGAGGCUUACUAUUUAAAAUGCUGCUACAGUAUUUGACAUUUAUUUUUCAUUUUUGUGCACUACAAGCUGUUGUAUAUUUGAGGGAAUUCGAGACCAAACAAGAGCAAAAGGGAGAAAUCUUCUGUGAACGCUGUUGUAUCUUCUUGUGGGCCUCAACUGGAGCCUGAAUGUAAUGUUCGAAAACGGAGAGAGACAGAAAAAAAAAAAAACUGAAAAGCUGACACGGUUUAUGUUUAUGUGCGUAGAUUGGUUGUGUACUUGUCUGUUCUUGCAGUGUAUUUUAAAUAUCACAGUUAUGCAGAUCUGUGUCUUUUCAACGCUAACCUGAAUAUAGCAUUGUCGUGAUGUUCUUCAGUUUGCGAUCGCGGUCAGGGCCGAGACUCUCCACCAGGUUUACCUGUUUCUUUUGGGAGAGAGAGAGACAACAUUUAGCAAAACAGCCUGUCAGAGAAAUAAGUUUUAAACGGUUCAGGUGAGGCAAAGCCGUCCUUGUGUUUUUGAAACGGAAUGUUGUUCCUAGUUACACCAUACUCUCAAUUUCCAACAAUAGGUCCUCACUAAAGAAACUCACACUCUAAAGCAGUUUGGCUGUUUGAUCAACACAGAGGCAAAGGAGUCUGGUGAAGGAAUGUUCGAAGUGUGCUUAUCAGGAGGCUUUUGAAGUCAAAGUGUACAGUAACUGUCUUUCCACAACAUAGUAGUAUCCUUAUAUAUCGAACCCUUUUCCUUUCUCAAAGGGAAACAUCUUUAAACAUUACAUGAAGGCAUGGAAGCUCCAUAAGAACGUACAAAAGUACUAUGAAAAUCUUUCUUUUUGGUCAUGGUUCCCACACACUGUUCUCUUAAAAGGUAUGUGUAUCGUUGGAUGGUGUUCCUCAAAAAAACAAUAGUGCCAUCUUUUUUUUGUUGUUUAUUUUUUUACCUUUUUUCCAUGACGGAUGAUGUCCAGGUAACUAAUUGGAAUUGCUUGAUAAGUUAAUGGUACAAAUAGCUAGCUGCUUACCGAGAAGGAGAUUUUUUUUUCUGUGAGCUCAACAGGGAAAUGAAAAUUAGGUUAAAAGUUUGAAUGAAAAAAAAAACUGUGAAAAUUGAAUUACUUAGCAGGCCUUCUCUGUUGCCUAAUGUUUUGGGUCUGUCUUUCAGUGGUGUUAAUGAAGGCAAAAAGAGAACCCAGAAAUGUAAUAUAUCUAGUAAUCCAAUCUGUACUAGUGGCUAAACUGUCACCUAGUGAAUACUUGUUGUAAAGAAUUGCACUGUACAAGUGAAAUCCCAUGGGUUAAAUAAAAAGAUAUAUAUAUCUAUA